CAUCAUUCAUUAGAAAACGCAAUGUACUAAGCAACAACAUCCAAAGUUGAGGGGAACGAAGCCAGUGGCUUAAAGCUACCAAGAAUGCAUUUUGCUAUUGGCAGUGUCGUUUUUGGCCUUUUAUUUACAGGCGGACAAUGUGGCCUCACCAAUUGCUUAGGCAAACACUUCAAUUAUUCUUCUUCGACUUCUUUGCAAACUCUUUCCUAUCGGUACCCUCCAGAUUGGAAUCCGUACAACUGUUGGUUUAAUAUUAAACCACCGUCUUGGUUCUCUACAAGCCAUUACUUAGAAAUCCAGUGGAAAGAAUUUGAAAUAGAGGGGAACAUGCCAAAAUGUCAUGAUUACGUCGAAGUGUUCCUUACCAGGUCGAACAGAAGCAUUGGCAAGUACUGUUCUGGUAACAUCAAAUCACGUUUGCUGUUUAACAUGUACUCCAAUGAUAGUUUUGCAUCUUUCAACCUUGUAUCAGAUGGCAAGCGGUCAGGCGCAAGCUUUUCCUUAACAUAUCAGCUGAAAAACAAAGCAUCAGAACCUCUUGGAGGCCAGCCAAAUCUGAUAUCAACACAAUGUGCCCAGAUGAACAGGUCUGCAGUAGGAAACUUCUACUCAGUUGGUUGGCCAAAUGGCUAUGGACCGAGAUUAACACCCUGUAUUUUCAGCUACAGACUUGGAAACAACGCCAUGAAAAUUGCUGUCAUGGAUAUGGAUUUAUGCACUAAACAUAAUUGUUCCCAUGAUGGCUAUUAUCUGGAUAUAAAAGAUUCCACAUACUACUACACUGAUGCGAAUGACAUCCAGCAAUACGCUGAUUCAAUCAGUGGAAAGCUUCGUCAUUUACAGCCUAGAUCUUACAUUGCAACCAGAUCGAGUGUUUACUUCUUCUACGAACUUGAAUCCAAAGAGAGAAAUUUGAAUCGUGGUUUCGUUAUAGGGUACAUUGAAUAUGGCAACGGACGAAGCUGGUCGGUUUGGUCGCCGACAACACCAACAACGCCGACAAGAUGGAGUCACUGGGAAAGCUGGAGCAUGCAGACCGACCGAUUAGCUUCGGAAAGAAAUCGGACAAAGUAUAUUGUCAUUGGUGCAUCGAUUGGCGGGGUUGCGUCUCUUGUUGCAAUUAUUGCAAUGAUCUAUGGCUGUUACAGAGGAUGCUGCAAAACUGACAUAAUUAGCACCAGAACUGCCGCAGACCCUACUCUGAUCAACUCAAACGCUAUGAGAGCCUACCCAGGGCAAGCUAUUUUUGACAAUGGUUUUUUACACUCCCAAGAAUUUCAGCGGUUUUAGAUAUUACAACUCAUCCCAUCGCCUAAACUCUGAUCCGAUUAUUUUAACCAGCCCCCGCCCCACCGUCCCCUUUGUUAGAGGAGCCAGAGUACCUUGCUAGAAAGGAGGUCAAAUGGAAUCCAGCUUUGUAGUGACUUUAUACAGAUGUUUCUACAACCCCAGUCUACCCCCGGCGAAGUAACUAUACGCUGAAUACACAAGAGCUACUUUCCGGUGCGUUUAGCCAACUAACGGUUUGUCGAUUUUCUGCUGCUGGACUGAUUGUAAGACUAUCAUUGGAAUCACUGUCCUAAACUUUAAAAUGUCAUAACCUAUUUUACUUUACGUGCCCAAGCCUAAAUUUGAACUUCCAUUGCGCAAAAGUAAUAGUGGACAGAUAUGCCUUGUUUGGAGUCCAAAACAUGGAACAGUCUUUCAUCUGAGUUGAAAUCUACAAAAAAUAUCAUUAUGUUCAAACUAAGAUCAAAGAGAAAUCUUUCAAAAUAUUUAGAAAAAAUAAGUUGACAUAUAUGUCUUCUACGAAGGACUUUUUCGCAUUGAAAACUUGGAUACAACCCCGUUUUCUCGUCUUUUCCUAUGUAUUCCCAUUAUACACGCAAAUUUGAGGGAAUCAUUUUGGAAAUAAGGUCAACUUGAUCUUUUAACGCUAUCCCUGCCUCUGUAAUUAGGUAUGUUCAUUUUUACGUUUUUAGCAUUGGAUAAUGUAUUGUAUCUUUCUUUUUUUUUAAACUUGUAAAUAUUUGUAAAUAUGGUUGCAAAUGAUACAUUCAUACAUUCAUACACUUGCAUUCCUAUACCGCCUAAUUUCAUUAAAACAACUUUGCUUUGGAAA
Molecule: messenger RNA, 2122 nt
Organism: Rhopilema esculentum
Lineage: Eukaryota; Metazoa; Cnidaria; Scyphozoa; Rhizostomeae; Rhizostomatidae
Source: RefSeq, a predicted model, not a curated record